Molecule: messenger RNA, 1863 nt
Organism: Homalodisca vitripennis (glassy-winged sharpshooter)
Lineage: Eukaryota; Metazoa; Arthropoda; Insecta; Hemiptera; Cicadellidae
Product: 52 kDa repressor of the inhibitor of the protein kinase-like
Exons: 1
Coding region: 1-1863 (620 amino acids)
Molecular function (GO): protein dimerization activity
Source: RefSeq, a predicted model, not a curated record
AUGGAUAGUGAAAUCAAAUCAAUCGACAAAUCCCUUGAUAAAGGGAAAGACCUUCAAGCCCAAAACAACGUGAAAAGAAUCCUUCCGAUAAUAGACACUAUUAUUUUGUGUGGAAGGCAAAAUAUUGCUCUUAGGGGCCAUAGAGAUUAUGGCGAGUUUGAUAUAAAUCGUAGACCUGCCGAGAAUGAGGGUAACUUUAGAGCACUGCUUAGAGCCAGAAUUGAAGCGGGGGAUCAAGAUUUAAAAAAACACUUUGAAUCAUGUGGAAAAAAUGCUACGUACAUAAGUUGGAACUUCCAAAACCAAAUAAUUGAUGCUUGUAACCAGAUCAUAACUGAAAAAAUAGCAACUAAAGUUAAAGAGGCUAAGUUUUUUAGUAUUCUCGCAGAUGAAACGUCCGAUGUUUCAACAAUUGAACAGUUUUCGUUGUGUCUACGAUACGUAGAUUCUGAUGCAUCAAAUAAUUACCAAAUAUGUGAGCAAUUUCUCAAGUUCAUGCCACUAACCUCCACAACCGGUAGGGAGUUGGCAAAAACUGUAAUAAAAGGACUUGAAGAUAGUAACAUUGACGUCAAUAACCUACGUGGCCAGGGGUACGAUGGAGCGGCUGCCAUGAGUGGGAAGUUUAAUGGGACCCAAGCCUGUAUCCAAGAAGCUCACCCCACAGCAAUAUUUGUGCAUUGCGCUUCUCAUAGCCUUAAUCUGGCAUUAUCAAACGCUUCUGAAGUUGCACCUAUCAGAAACUGUUUCGGAAUAGUAGAGAGGGUGUAUAAUUUUUUCAACACUCCUAAAAGACAAGCCGUUUUACAACAGUGUAUUGCAUCGGAGAUAAAUGUUGAAACCAACAGGAAAAAACUGCUACAACUUUGUCCAACAAGAUGGGUGCAAAGGCAUGAUGCCGUCUUUGUCAUGAAGGAGCUUCUUCAACCAGUUGAAGUAGCGUUGGAGGAAAUAAAAAACUGGAGUGAUAGAGACUCUUCUUCUGGAACUCUUAUUUUACUCAGCUCUUUACGUCAAGGCGAAUUCAUCAUUUCUCUCUUGGCAUCAGACAAGCUCCUUGGUUACACUGUAAACCUAAGCAAAAAGCUGCAAGGAAGUGAUUUGGAACUAUCUUCUGCAAUCACACAUGCUGAAACUGUACUUGAAAGCCUAAAAUCCAUAAGAACAAAUGCGGAUGAAGAGUUUCACUCCUUGUUUGAAGAGGCUACCCAUAUGGCCAACAACUUUGGAUGUAAAAUCUCCAUGCCCCGAACAGUUGGCAGACAACAAAAUAGAAACAACACACCAGCAGAUACGCCUGAAGUGUACUACCGGCGAUCUAUUUUCAUCCCUUGGAUUGAAUCUUUGAUAAGUUCUUUGGAAUCCCGAUUCAUGAAACAUAAAGACAUAUUGAAGGGGUUUGAGUGUCUGAUGCCUACAGCCGAUGGAUCACGUGGAAAGGAAGAAACCUCAAAACUUAAUUAUCUGCAGCUGUGUUGUUUUUAUAAAAAUGACAUAAUUGAAAGUGGUGGGAACAACGAAAGCCUGCUCAAAGCCGAGUUUGAGUUGUGGCACAACAGCUUUAAGACCCACACCAACACACCAAGAAAUGUAAUUGAUUUGUUGAACUUGUGUGAUAAGGACAUGUUUCCUAACAUCCACAUAUUGUUGAAAAUAUUGUGCACUAUCCCUGUAACUACGAGUACAGCAGAAAGGUCGUUCUCAACAUUACGUAGACUCAAGACCUAUCUAAGGAAUACCAUGGGUGCUAACAGACUGAGUGGACUGGCGGCUUUGAAUAUUCACCGUGAAAUAGAAGUGACCAAUACAGAGGUAGUUUCUGUUCUCAAAAAAUCGACCAGACGUCUAGAUUUUGUCUUGUAA